AUGUCUGAUGAAACGCAGGUUCUUUCUGCUUUGAAGCUUCUUUGCGAUACUCCGCAUGGAACUUUCAAAAUCCAUCGUGAUCUCUCAUUCCAAGUCUUGGAGACACUCAAACUAGCGCUCUCCACAACUGAGCAUUCUACGGGCUCAAACAAUUAUCAGGGCGGGGAAAUGGAUCCUCAAACGAUAUGCCAUCCAACUUAUUCAACUUCCCCUAAUUCGAAGUCUCCGACAUCUAUCGAGGAAGCCAUGAGCCCUACGCCUAUUGAGGAGCGAUCUGACGAAGGGGGAUCUGAUGAAGGGCAAUCUGAUGAAGGGGGAUCUGAUGAAGGGCAAUCUGAUGAAGGGGGAUCCGAUGAAGGGGAAUCUACUGUAGGGAGAUCUGAUGAAGGGCAAUCUGCUGAAGGGGAAUCUACUGAAGACCAAUCUAAUAAGGGACCUCACACCAAUUUCAUCAACGCAGUGAAGACUCGUCUUGCUGAUCUGUCUGAAAUCUGCCGAAAGACCCCUUCUAUUUCAGCAAUCCUCGCCCAAAUGCGGCUGGACGCGGAGUUGCUAGACGAAAAAAUCAUAUUUCUACAAAGAGGGUCCUCGGCGCGAGCUCUAACUGAUGAGGAUCGACUUGUCAGAGGUUUGACUCAGUCAUUUAUAGCUCAUAAUUUUACUCAGUGGGAAAGAUCAUAUGGCCUAAAACCUCGGCUUGAAAAAAUUGCCAAUGCGGAAGCAAAAGGGAAGAAAUCCUGCCGGGGUGGAAAGAUGGCUUCAUAUCUCCGAGAUUGUGGCAUUCAAAAAAAACAUCACAACAUGUACAGGAAGGGCAUCCAAAAAGGGUCAAACCAAAUUCUGUUUCGUAAAUCAUUGGAAGAUUUAUGGCGUGGUGCGGAGAAAUAUGCCACAGUGCCAGGUGUCAUGGCUUUGUUCUCAAUUUUGGAAUAUGUCGAAUUCGAGAAAGUUCCAACAGUGGACCUAGCACAACUUGCAAAAUGCGUCGACUCAUCAUACGGCGAAGUUGAUAUCGAAAACACGAAAGCUUUCUCCGAUUGGUUUGGUGGCAUGGAAAGAGAAUAUGACAUGAUUUUCAAUGCCAGUGCGUUGGAUGACGAGAGAUCUUUGGGCCAUGAAACAUCUUGUGUUGACUUAACGGCAAAUUCUCAUGAGCUCUCAACUUUCUCGACCGUUCCAACCACUGCACACGUCAAUCAGUCUUCUAUCAACUAUCCCAAUAUCAGCAUCAAUUCACAUGAGCUCUCGAGUUUCUCGACCAUUCCAACCUUUGAACACGUCAAUCCGUGUUCUAUCAACUAUCCCAAUAUGAGCAUCAACUCACAUGAGCUCUCGAGUUUCUCGACCGUUCCAACCUUUGCACAAGUCGAUCCGUGUCCUAUCAACUAUCCCAAUGUUAACAUCAACUCACAUGAGCUCUCGAGUAUCUCUACCUAUCCAAACGCGGUCUUAGACAGCCACGGGUUGUCCGCCAGAACAGGCCCCGGUGAUUCGCAUCAAUUUCCUCAAGAUCCAAACAUUUUCUGUUUGCAUUCUGAGAACUCGCAAGACCCACGAUCAUCAUACUCUAUAUUUCCUGAAACACCGCGAUCAAGUCCUUCGCCUAUGCCAAAUGCAAUCUCGUGCUAG
Messenger RNA from Penicillium malachiteum, 1629 nucleotides. RefSeq lists its product as uncharacterized. The coding region runs from base 1 to 1629 and encodes 542 amino acids. NCBI's taxonomy places the organism in Eukaryota, Fungi, Ascomycota, Eurotiomycetes, Eurotiales, Aspergillaceae. The transcript has a single exon. The record is from RefSeq and is a predicted model, not a curated record.